Messenger RNA from Salarias fasciatus (jewelled blenny), 934 nucleotides. RefSeq names its product ribonuclease inhibitor-like. The transcript has 4 exons. NCBI's taxonomy places the organism in Eukaryota, Metazoa, Chordata, Actinopteri, Blenniiformes, Blenniidae. Gene Ontology annotation, molecular function: protein binding. The record is from RefSeq and is a predicted model, not a curated record. The coding region runs from base 393 to 794 and encodes 133 amino acids.
UCUUCCAGAAAGUCGUCUACAGCUUCGUUCAUCUGACUGUUCAGGAGUUUCUGGCUGCAGUCUUCAUGUUCCACUGUUUCACCAGCAGGAAGACAGACGUACUGAAGACCUUCAUCAAUAAGAUCAUCAUCAUCAUGAUGUUUUCACUUCUCUUGACAAUUUCCUUCAGAGCAUCUUGAAGAAAUCCCUCAGAAGUCAGAACAGCCACCUGGACCUGUUUGUCCGCUUCCUUCAUGGCCUCUCUCUGAAAUCCAUCCAGAGACUCUUAAAAAGGUCUGCUGGGUCGAACAGAGAUCAGUCCAGAAACCAUCCAGAGAGCCAUCAAGAACCUGAAGGAGAUCAAUAGUUGGGGAAAGUCUCCUGACAGAUGCAUCAACAUCUUCCACUGUCUGAUGGAGAUGAAGGACCUCUCAGUACAUCAGGAGAUCCAAGAGUUCCUGAAGUCAGAGAACAGAUCAGAGAAGAAACUCUCUGAGAUCCACUGCUCAGCUCUGGGCUACAUGCUGCAGAUGUCAGACCAGGUCCUGGAAGAGUUGGACCUGACAAAGUUCAGCACAUCAUGGGAGGGACGAAGGAGACUGAUCCCAGCUGUGAGGAACUGCAGGAAGUUUCGACUUUCUGACUGUGAACUCUCUGAUUCAGACUGUGAAGUGAUCUCCUCAGCUCUGAAGUCUGACCCCUCCCAUCUGAAACAUCUGGACCUGAGUUACAACAACCUGGAGGAUUCAUCAGUGAAGAUUCUGUGUGCUGGACUGAAGAGUCCAAACUGUAAACUUCAGGGUCUGAGGUUGUAAGGCUGCAGGUUGUGAGCUGGAACCCUCUGCAGGAUUCAGGAGUUGAGCAGCUGUGUGGUUUUCUGGAGAGUCCACUCUGCAGUCUGUAGACUCUGAGGUUGAAGAACUGCAGUUUGUCAAAGAUCAGCUGUUCUUCUCUG